AUGGCUGAAGGAGGAUAUGACUUUGACCGCGUUGUUGACAACGAUUACGAUGAAGACAAAGAAGACGAUGACUAUGAAGAAGAGACUAAUGUAGAUGACGACUUUGAAUUUCCUCCACAACCGAUAGGCAUAGAAAACGCCCUGGGCACGGGGGCUGCAGCUGGAAGCAGUAAUAGCACCAUCAGUUGCAGCUUUUCAGGCAGUGGCCCUUCCGGCGGUGAGAGACAUGCGUCCCACCACCACCCACCAGCAACUCUAAGAACUUUGUGUGGGCACAAUCAAGAACUAAUCAACUACACUCCCUUAUGGUCAUUCAGGAGUAAGCCGUCAGGCUUUGCACCCUCUCACAACUACGAGAUCAUACUCACUGCAUCUCAAUUUGCCAAACGAUGGGUGGGCUGCGUAACUCACUCCUUGACGUGCCUCGGAAGCAUCCCAGCUGCCGCCCUCAUUCGGCGGCUGAGCCCUCGGACGGUCAUUCUGGUGGGAGUGUUGCUGAACUGCGGGGGGUUCUUCGCUACCGCCUUCGUGCCGUCGCUGGGAUACGCGUUCCUGACUUACGGGGUGGUCGUGGGGCUUGGGGACAGCUUCAUUCUUCAAGCCGGGUACACACUGAGUCUGAUGUGGUUUCCGACGAAGUACUGUGCACGCGCAUCCUCGGUCAUCAUAGUCGGUACACCAAGUGGUAUGUUGAUCUCCGGACUGGUACUCAACACGUUGAUAUCGGCAUACGGCUGGCGUCACGCCUUCAUGAUGGCAUCCAGUGUCAUCUUCGUCAUCAGUUUCUUCGCCGGGCUCUUCAUGACUACUCCCCCGCCUGUUCCAGACUUGAAACUCCGGGAGGGCGAUAGGGGUGCACCAGAAACGGAGUUGCAACCUACCGGGUUGCACCCGGACGACAAACUCCAAGAGAUCGGUGACAUACAGGAUGGUUCGCCAUCACCGACCCCGGCUUUGGUCCCAUUCUACCGGCAACUAGCACCCUGGCUCAUGGUCAUGGGAGUCGCUGUCGGAGCUAUGGCGUGGACUUUCCACGCCAUCAAUCUGUAUAUAACUUAUUCCAUGGUUUUUUUAUUUUCAAAGUCGAGUUUCAUGGACAGCAUCGGUCUAACUGAGGGCAAUAUCUCGCUGGCUGUAGUGGUUCUCUCGCUCGGCCAGAUCACGGGCAAGAUUCUGGUUGGGAUCAUCGGCGAUUCGCUGCCGUUCCUGAAACUGUAUGUCAUGGGCGGUUCGUUCAUCGGCGGGGCUGUCCUUUCUGGUUUUCUGAGUCUGACAUCGACCUUGCCGCCCAUGCUGGCACUGACGUUUUUUUUCGGGAUGUGCCGGGCCGGAUUUUACGCUACAUUCAUUUCGGCUUCCAUGGAGAUUUUCAACCACUUCGGGAUUAGCGUUGUCAUAUUGCUGGUGCAGAUACCGUACGGAAUUGGGGUUCUAAUAAGUGCUCCACUGGCCGGUGGUUUGUACGACUUGACAGGAGACUACACCCUCAGCCUGGUAGCCAUAGCGGGUCUUUUCGUGUUUGCAGCUGCUUCCUUACUUCUCAUUGCAAUCCAACGGAGAUUAAGGCGCAGAACCCACGAGAAAGAUAUCAACGUUGUCAUGCACGAUACUAAAUACGCGCCAAUUCAUAACACAGACAACAAUAAAGACACGCAAGUUUAGAGAUGCUAUAUAUAAAAAUAUAUCCUUCCUUGGUCAAGAGUAUAUUGUGGGCUCUC
Molecule: messenger RNA, 1718 nt
Organism: Patiria miniata (bat star)
Lineage: Eukaryota; Metazoa; Echinodermata; Asteroidea; Valvatida; Asterinidae
Product: monocarboxylate transporter 13-like
Exons: 8
Coding region: 1-1662 (553 amino acids)
Biological process (GO): transmembrane transport
Molecular function (GO): transmembrane transporter activity
Source: RefSeq, a predicted model, not a curated record